UGGGUUAAGGGGGUUUGGCGAAUUGGGCGGGUUGAGCUAGUUGGUCUACUCGGGGUCAGCAAAAAUAACAACUUAAUUUUUAAGUUUCUCCUCCCUUCGGGCCAAACACCAUUUCUUUCUCUCUUACAGUUUUUAUUCAUAGAACUCCUUUCAGAUCUGAGUAGUCUGAGAGCUAACAGAAGCUCUGUAUUUCUAACCUCCGAUCUAACUGCAACCUUGACUGAGGCAUUGUUCGAUUCUCAGCCUCUCAAAAUGGUGGUUCUUGCGGCUUCGAUUAUUAGUAAAUCUGGAAAAGCACUUGUUUCCAGGCAGUUUGUAGACAUGUCUCGCAUAAGGAUUGAAGGAUUACUUGCAGCUUUUCCCAAGUUAGUUGGUGUAGGAAAGCAGCAUACAUAUGUUGAGACAGAAAAUGUGCGAUAUGUCUACCAGCCAAUUGAAGCUCUAUACUUGCUUCUUGUAACCAACAAGCAAAGUAACAUUCUUGAAGAUCUGGAGACCCUAAGACUGCUCUCAAAAAUUGUCCCUGAAUACUCCCCCUCAUUAGAUGAAGAGGGGGUUUGCAAGUCAGCUUUUGAGUUGAUUUUCGCAUUUGACGAAGCCAUCUCCCUUGGGCACAAAGAAAGCGUAAGUGUGACACAGGUUAAGCAGUAUUGCGAGAUGGAAAGUCAUGAGGAGAAGCUACAUAAGCUGGUAAUGCAGAGCAAGAUCAACGAAACCAAGGACGUUAUGAAACGUAAAGCUAGUGAGAUUGACAAAAGCAAGAUCGACAAGAACAGAGGUGAUAAGGGAGGGUUUAUGUCGUCUAUGGGUUCAGGAAGAAUUGAGAAUAGCUUUAGUGAAAUGAGUUUAACUAGUGGUAGUGGUGGUGGUUUUGGAAGUGGUUCUGGGUUCGGAUUGACUACUGAAGGAGACACCUUUUCCAAUAAGCCUAAAGGUCGUCCAUCUGCAUCUGCCACUGCUCCUCCCAAGGGUCUUGGUAUGCAGCUAGGUAAAACUAAAAGGGCCAACCAGUUCCUGGAAUCUCUAAAAGCAGAAGGAGAAGUUAUACUUGAGGAUGUUCAACCUAGUGUUACUCAGUCUAGAACAUCUGCUUCAGCACCCACUAAUCCCAUCACGUUAACUGUUGAAGAGAAGCUUAAUGUGACACUGAAACGAGAUGGUGGGGUCAGUAACUUUGAUGUUCAGGGUACAUUGCUACUCCAAAUUCUUAAUCAAGAAGAUGCGCUUAUCCAAGUUCAGAUCGAAACUGGUGAUAAUUCAAGUGUGCUUUUCAAAACACAUCCUAAUAUCAACAAGGAGUUGUUUUCUAAUGAGAACAUUCUGGGGCUGAAAGAUCCUAACAGACCGUUCCCGACCAACCAAGGAGGUGAUACUGCAGGUGUUGGCCUUCUAAAAUGGAGAAUGCAAAGCAUGGAUGAAAGCAUUGUGCCGCUGACCAUAAACUGCUGGCCCUCUGUUUCCGGAAAUGAAACCUAUGUCAGCCUGGAAUAUGAGGCCUCGUCAAUGUUUGAUUUGAGAAAUGUUGUAAUUUCAGUACCUCUUCCUGCACUACGAGAGGCACCUAGUGUCAGGCAGGUUGAUGGAGAGUGGAGGUUCGACUCGAGAAGUUCAGUCUUGGAGUGGUCGAUACUUCUUAUUGAUAACUCCAACCGCAGUGGGUCGAUGGAAUUUGUCGUACCCCCAGUGGAUUCUUCAGUAUUCUUUCCCAUUUCCAUCAGAUUUGCGGCUGCAAGUACUUUCAGUGAGCUAAAGGUUCUCAAUAUCUUGCCGCUAAAGGGUGGCCCCGCUCCCAAGUUCGCCCAGAGAACACAACUGAUCACAGAGAACUAUCAAGUGGUUUAAGUUUUGCUCAGCUGGCCGUGUAGUUGUUGAAUAUUGCGUCUAAACAAGUCUUCUUCUUCUCUGUCUUUUUCCUUCCCUCAUUUUCCAUCUUACAAGUACUUGUAUUCAUUUUUGUUUCCUGUAUUUUUGUCUUCAGAUAUAUAUAUAUAUAUAUACCUACAACAUUGACAAUUUUCAGUAAUAUUAAGAAUAACAAAUACAUGAUUUUGAUUUAGCUUA
Molecule: messenger RNA, 2061 nt
Organism: Papaver somniferum (opium poppy)
Lineage: Eukaryota; Viridiplantae; Streptophyta; Magnoliopsida; Ranunculales; Papaveraceae
Product: coatomer subunit delta-like
Exons: 12
Coding region: 253-1842 (529 amino acids)
Biological process (GO): endoplasmic reticulum to Golgi vesicle-mediated transport; retrograde vesicle-mediated transport, Golgi to endoplasmic reticulum; Golgi localization
Cellular component (GO): COPI vesicle coat; cytosol
Source: RefSeq, a predicted model, not a curated record